Messenger RNA from Mycotypha africana, 2023 nucleotides. RefSeq lists its product as uncharacterized. Bases 62 to 1894 code for a protein of 610 amino acids. Gene Ontology annotation, biological process: cell division. The record is from RefSeq and is a predicted model, not a curated record. The transcript is spliced from 10 exons. Gene Ontology annotation, molecular function: protein binding. NCBI's taxonomy places the organism in Eukaryota, Fungi, Mucoromycota, Mucoromycetes, Mucorales, Mycotyphaceae.
ACUUAAUUUCCCUUACUCAUUUAUAUCUAUUUCAUCUAACAUAAUACACUGUGGCCUUAGUAUGGAUUUUGACGCAGACUUGGACGAUUUCUCUGUCAUGGUCGAUUCAACUAAUGUCCCAGUUGAACAUGAGACUUUUGAUGUUGCUCAAACAACGACCACUGAAGGAGAGUUAAAGCGGCUACUGCAACAGGCCCAAAACUAUGAUGUAACAGAGUUAGCAAACUUUAUAAGUGAAAAAUUGGUCAUUAUGAUAGGCGAACCAGACGAUUUGUAUCAACUGGCGCAAUCUUAUUAUAAGAGUAAAGAAUAUGAAAGAGCUUUGGAACUUUUGAACAAAGAUGCUCUUUUAAACACAAGUGUAAAAUUCAGAUAUUUGGCAGGUCUUUGUUCGAUCGCUUUAGGUCAUGCUGAAGACGCACUGGCCUAUCUGGGACGAGAAAAUCCUUUCAAAGAUACAGAUUCACAAGCAGAUUAUGACGCUGAAGAUAGAUUCACUGCUGCUGUAAUGUGUUUGGCCCGUGGAAAAGCGUUUAUGCUGGCUCACGAAGAGGCAAAAGCAAGAGAAUGCUUCAAGGAAGCCUUGAAAAUCGAUGUAAAAUGUUAUGAUGCUUUACUAUUAUUGAUUCAAAAUAAUAUGUUGGAUGAGAAGACAGAUUGGGAAUUCGUUGAGACUCUUUCAUACGACGAGCACUGUGGAAGUUUGGCCACAUUUUUCCGUUAUAUGUACCGGAUUAAAAUGAAAAAACAGACAUUGCAUGCAACACCUACAGAGAUGAAAUUGCUGGAGGAUAGCGUUGAUGUAAAAUUGAAUAAAGCGAUGAAGCUUCACCGGGAGAGUAGACUGACAGAAUGCUUCAAAGUUUGCGAGGAUUUAAAGGAGCAAGAUCCAUAUUUCAAGGAAGCGAUACCGCUGCGAUUGGAUUGUUUAUACAAGCUUGGUCUGAAAACAGAAUUAUACGAAUAUGCUAAACAUCUCGUAGACAAGAUGAAUAAGAGUGAAAUAGCAUGGCAUGCAGUUGGUCUAUAUUAUUUAUAUGUGAAAAAUAGUGAUAAAGCGCAACAGUUUUUUAAGCAAGCCCUGCAAAUCAACCGUCUCUUUCAGCAAUCUUGGCUGGGUUUAGGCCACGCAUUUGCUGCCGUUAAUAACUAUGAGGAAGCCAUUGAAGCUUACACGACAUGUAGCAAAUUAAUACCAGGUUCACAUCUUCCGUUAAUGUACCUAGCGGAGCAACAUUUAGAAAGAAACGAUAUACAGAAGGCAGGAGAAAUUUAUCAACGAAGCUUAGAGAAGAGUGAUGACGAUCCGUAUUUGUACGAGAAAUAUGGCAUGUACUAUUACAAAAUAGAGAAUUAUGAAGAAGCGCGAAAAUAUUUGCAAAGAGCAUUGCGUCAUGCAAAAAGGUUGAAAAUAGAGGAUGAAAAUUUAUGGGUAAAGAUCUGGUGUGAUUUGGGCAAUGUCUAUCAGCAUCCACCCUUUCAAAAUUAUCAAAAUGCGUUAAGGUGCUGUCGAAAUGCAUUAUUACGGAACCCUCGAGAUGCAGACGCGCACACGACCGCUGGCAAGAUAUAUCACUCAGAAGGGAAUUAUGCAAAGGCUAUUGCAGAGUACCACGAAGCACUUCAUUAUACGGAGAAGGGCAGUCGAGAAAUACAACAACUUUUGGACAAAGCUCUAGAAAUGCAAGCGAAAUCGCCAUUUAAGAAUCAUUCAGCUUUUGACAAAGGAAUAGAUUUUUUUCAAGAUUUAGACGAUGAUAUCCAAAAAGAUGAAGUUGAAUUAGAACUAGCGGAAAGUAGCAUUGAAGAAGAGAGGGUAGAGAAUGGUGACAUGGAAAGCAGGCUUGUUUACAAACCACCAGCUUUGUCGAGGAAUACUGACGUAUUAUUUUGAACAAUAUACCAACGCAAUCGUGAUAUCUAAGUAAAGAACUAGCACUAAUAAUGAAUGAUUACAUUAAAAAAGAAAAAACCAUGUAUAAUAUGUAAUUGACCCUCGCUAGUUUUGGGAACAUUAUGAAGA